AUGUCUACUGACGGAGACUUUUACGCGGAAGCCAAUGCCGCAGCAUCCAGUAUCGCUCGUCGACUGAAAGACCUCCGGAACUAUCAACUUCCCCGGCUCAAGGAUUGUCGAGAUGCUUCGUUGCAAGGAGAGAUAGCCGCCGAGAUGAGGGACGACCUGGAACUGACGAUGCGUACCAUCGAGAAUUUUACGGAACUGGCGCAUGAUCAAGAUACACCGGCAGACAGAGAAGGAUUCUUGGCUCGAGCUGAAGCCUUCAAACAGGAGACAAACGAUAUCCGGUUACUCUACCGAAAGGCUCUCUUGUUCUCUGCGCAGGAGAUCAAGAAGGACACACGGACGAACCUCCUUCAACCUCGCGCUGUCGAGCCAACAAUAGCGGAAACACCAGCAGCUCGCAGAGACGAUGAUGAUCCUUUGCAAGCCAAGACGAACGAGGUGACGGACGCCCUGAGGAGGACGGUCGGGACCAUGAAAGAAGAGCUGGAGAGGAGUGUCAUGGUCACGCAGAUGUUUGACGAAUCCACCCAGACUCUCCGCUCGACCAGCAGCCUGUACGACCGUUCGGCCAACCUCCUGAAAUCCUCCUCUCACCUCGUCCAGCACCUGGAAAAAGCCGACUGGUACGACCGGAUGAUCAUCUUCCUUGCCCUGGGCUUCUUCUUCCUCGUCAUCGCCUUCAUCCUCAAGCGACGGGUCCUCGACAAGGUUGCCGGCGGGGUAUGGUGGUGGGUCGGAGGGACGUUCAAGAUCUUGACGGGGCGGGGGCGAUCGAAAAGCAAAUUACGGGCAAAGGAUUUGAGCAAGGCGGUCGACCAAGCGGGUCGGGCGGGGAGCACAAUCAAGGGAGCGGUCAAGAGUCUAGCAGAGAGCGUCAAGGAGGGCGAGACAGUCAGGACAAUGACUCUGACCGAGACGAAGGUGUUGACAAGUACGGCUGCCGUUGGGACACGGCAUAUAGAACUUUGA
Messenger RNA from Filobasidium floriforme, 969 nucleotides. Its product is annotated as Sec20-domain-containing protein. The coding region runs from base 1 to 969 and encodes 322 amino acids. The transcript is spliced from 5 exons. NCBI's taxonomy places the organism in Eukaryota, Fungi, Basidiomycota, Tremellomycetes, Filobasidiales, Filobasidiaceae. Gene Ontology annotation, biological process: retrograde vesicle-mediated transport, Golgi to endoplasmic reticulum. Gene Ontology annotation, cellular component: endoplasmic reticulum; SNARE complex. Gene Ontology annotation, molecular function: SNAP receptor activity. The record is from RefSeq and is a predicted model, not a curated record.